Molecule: messenger RNA, 306 nt
Organism: Vicia faba (fava bean)
Lineage: Eukaryota; Viridiplantae; Streptophyta; Magnoliopsida; Fabales; Fabaceae
Source: the annotation of a GenBank genome assembly
AUGAAUCAUUUGACUAGACCCAGUAAUGACUAUAAUGUCAACAUUAUUAGGAUUCCAAUGCACCCAAAUCCUACCAUUGUCUUGAUACAUGUAAUUAUCCCCUUAGCAGGAUUCCUAUUAUCGUUCGACACAUCCACCCAUAACUUCCUCACUUCAUCAGAUUUCGGAUUUAGGGUUUCAUCAGACUCCGAAAUUCCUUUAACUUUGUCAUCUACCAACUCGAUUGAACUAGCUUUCUGGCUCACGGUAUCAGGUUGCACAAUCUUAUCAAGUGGACUCAAUGGAACAAUGGUCGGAGAAGAAUGA